Cotesia glomerata is the source of this 1587-nucleotide messenger RNA. Its product is annotated as golgin subfamily A member 6-like protein 22. The coding region runs from base 1 to 1587 and encodes 528 amino acids. Lineage: Eukaryota; Metazoa; Arthropoda; Insecta; Hymenoptera; Braconidae. The record is from RefSeq and is a predicted model, not a curated record. The transcript is spliced from 2 exons.
AUGAGCGUGUUGCCAAGAUCAAGAACAGGCUCCAGUCAAGUGGAAGCCUAUCAAAGGAAACGAACCGAUGUCCUUGGUACCGCGACUGUUCCGCUUGGAUACAAGUUGCGUCAACAGACCGCUGGGAUGAAGUAUCCACAAUCUACCGUACAACGCCAGUCAGGGAUCGCCGAUAUAUUAGCACCAAUCCCACCUGAUCCCUCGAGAUUUCAUGCAAAUGGGGCUUCGAAUUUGCUGCUACUUGGAGAGUCCUCCACUGCCGCUAAAAUUGACAUCAACACCCAAAGUCUAUCGAACGUAAACGACAUCAGUACCCGCCAGGAAAGGCUUCGCAGUGUGAUUUUAUCUGAGGAAGCCUUAUUGGCCAAAGAGAUACUCAAUCUGCCCCAAGCUAGCUGCACAAAAACAAAAACCCGGGCUGAGGAAGCGGCGAGAAAAGACGAACAACUCCGGUUGCGAGAAGAGGAGGACCGACGCCAUCUAGUGGUGGCCAAGCGCAAGCAGCAGUUCUUCGAAAGCAGCCACGAUGUCAGGGACAAAUUUUCUAGGGAAUUCGCUCGUAAGGUAAAGCUUGAUAAUCUAUCACAGAUAAGGGAGAAAAAUUCGCGGGUUAAGGAGGAAAAGGAGUUAGACAAAUUGUGGUUUGAUAUAGUGGCCAGGGAGGGGGAAGCUCAGAGGAGGAUUGAAGAGGAGGAAAGAGCUAAAAAGAGGGUUAAGGAAAAAGAAACUGGGAUGGUUUUGUCGAGGCAGAUGAAGGAGAAGACAAUUUUAGGGGAGGAAUUGAAGCAGAGAAGGGAAGAAGAGAGGGAGGAGUUGGAAAAGAUGUGGGAAAAAGUGAAGGAGGAAGAAUUGAGGGCUUUGGAGGUGGAAAGAGUUAAGAGGGAGAAGUUUAAGAAGGGUCUGGAGGAGCAAUUAGUGAAAGUUAAGGAGGAUUUGGAGGAGAAGGUCAAGCAGGAGCUUGCAAUGGCGCAAAAGUUGAAGCUUUCGAGCGAAGUUCAGGCUCGGGAGGAGAAAAAGAGGAUUCAGGAGACAAAAGUACGGCUUCAGAGGGAAAUUGAAGGGUUUAUGAAGGGUUUGGAGGCGCUCAAGGCUGAGCAGAAGAAAAGGGAGGAAGAGGUUGAUGAGAUUAUUGAGAAAUCCGCAAGGGAUGUUGAGGCUAGGAGGGAUUUAGCGAGGAAACGGUAUAGAGAGAGGCAAGAAAGGUUGAGGGAGGAAAUUGUCAAGGCUAGGGAUGAUCAGCUCAAGGUUAAGAGGGAGUUGGAGGAUCGGGAGAGGAAGAAGGUGGAGGAAGAAAGGGAGCUUUACAAGAAAGAUUGGAUGAUCGUGAAGGCUGAAAGCUUGGAAGAGGGUAUUAAGAAGAGGGAAAAUGCUAGGCGGUAUCGGGAGGAACUCCAGGCUCAGUUGGACCAGCGGGAGGUGGAGAAGCUAAAAGAAGUUAGGGAGGAGGAUCAGCUCAAGCAGAAGGUGCAGAAGGAACGCGAGGAAAAGGAGAAGUUUGAAAAGGAGAUUGAGCAGCAAGAUUUUGUUCCGGUUAAAGCUUUUAGGGCGAAGAUUAAGGAAGUUGGGGAUGAGAGGAAGUUCUUCUAG